AGGCGCACCCUGCCGGGGCAGACACUGCGCUCUCGCCCGCAGAGCACCCCUCUAAACUUCUUGGUCUCCAGGACGGACGCUCAGGCGCUUCCCUCGCCUUGGCCAAACUUGCUUUCCCGCCUCUCAAAUUCGACUUCCUUGCACUCCAAACUCUUUUCCCUCCAGUUUCCCCUCCUCUGUCUCCCAAGCCACAAACCCCGGUCCCCAAUUCUCUCCCCCCACCCCACGCCCUCUCCUUUCUUCUCUCCCUUUUCAACUUCUUGUCCGAUUCCACCUCAGGCUCCAAGCGUUCCUAACUCAGUCCCCCGCUUUCCUUCGGCUCGAAGCCAUGGCGGGACCUGGGGGUUGGAGGGACAAGGAAGUCACGGAUCUGGGCCACUUGCCGGAUCCAACUGGGAUAUUCUCACUGGAUAAAACCAUUGGCCUUGGUACUUAUGGCAGGAUCUAUCUGGGACUCCAUGAAAAAACUGGUGCAUUUACAGCUGUUAAAGUGAUGAAUGCUCGUAAGACCCCUUUACCUGAAAUAGGACGACGAGUGAGAGUGAAUAAAUAUCAAAAGUCUGUUGGAUGGAGAUACAGCGAUGAGGAAGAGGAUCUCAGGACUGAACUCAACCUUUUAAAGAAGUACUCUUUCCACAAAAACAUUGUGUCCUUCUAUGGUGCUUUUUUCAAGCUGAGCCCCCCCGGCCAGAGGCACCAACUUUGGAUGGUGAUGGAGUUAUGUGCAGCAGGCUCAGUCACUGAUGUAGUAAGAAUGACCAGAAAUCAGAGUUUGAAAGAAGAUUGGAUUGCUUAUAUCUGCCGAGAAAUCCUUCAGGGCUUAGCUCAUCUUCAUGCACACCGUGUAAUUCACCGGGACAUCAAAGGUCAGAAUGUGUUACUGACUCAUAAUGCUGAAGUAAAACUUGUGGAUUUUGGAGUGAGUGCCCAGGUGAGCAGAACUAAUGGGAGGAGAAAUAGUUUCAUUGGGACGCCAUACUGGAUGGCACCUGAGGUGAUUGACUGUGAUGAGGACCCAAGACGCUCCUAUGAUUACAGAAGUGAUGUGUGGUCCGUGGGAAUCACUGCUAUUGAAAUGGCUGAAGGGGCUCCUCCCCUGUGUAACCUUCAGCCCUUGGAAGCCCUCUUUGUUAUUUUGCGGGAAUCCGCCCCCAAAGUCAAAUCCAGUGGAUGGUCUCGUAAGUUCCACAAUUUCAUGGAAAAGUGCAUGAUAAAAAAUUUCCUAUUUCGUCCUACUUCUGCAAACAUGCUUCAUCACCCUUUUGUUCAGAAUAUAAAAAAUGAAGGACAUGUUGUUGAGUCAUUAAAGAAGCAUCUUACUGGAAUCAUUAAAAAGAGACAGAAAAAAGGAAUACCUCUGAUAUUUGAAAGAGAAGAAGCUAUUAAGGAGCAGUACACCAUGAGAAGAUUCAGAGGACCUUCUUGUACUCAUGAGCUUCUGAGACUGCCAACUAGCAGUAGAUGCAGACCACUUAGAGUUCUGCAUGGAGAACCCUCUCAGCCAAGGUGGUUGCCUGAUCGAGAAGAGCCACAGGUUCAGGCACUUCAGCAUCUACAGGGAGCAGCCAGGGUGUUCAUGCCACUACGAGCUCAGGACAAUGCACCUAGGCUUCUACAGGGGCAAGCCCAGGCACCUCAGCGACUACAAGGGGCAGCUCGUGUGUUUAAGCCACUACAGGCUCAGGUUAAGGCGAAGGCAUCUAGGCCCCUACAGAUGCAGGUUAAGGCACCUCCAAGACUACGGAGGGCAGCCUGGAUGCUCAUGCCACUACAGGCUCAGGUUAAGACACCUAGGACUCUACAGCUACAAGCCCAGGUGCCAAAAGAACAGCAGGCUCAGGCCCAGCCCCAGGCAUCAGAAGAGCCACAGGAUCUGGACCAGGUACCAGAGGAAUUUCAGGGUCAAGAUCAAGUACCAGAACAACAGCAAAGGCAGGGUCAGGCCCCUGAACAACACCAGGGGCAGAACCAGUUACCUGAACAACAGCUGGAGCAGAACCAGGUACCUGAACAGCCAGAGGUACAGGAGCAGGCUGUUGAGCCCACACAGGCAGAGAUUGAGGCAGAGGAACCUGAGUCAUUACGAGUACAUGCCCAGGUAUUCCUGCCCCUACUGUCACAGAACCACCAUGUGCUGUUGCCACUACAUUUGGAUACUCAAGUGCUCAUUCCAGUAGAGAGGCAAAUUGAAGGGUCACCUCAGGCACACACCUGGGCACUAGAGCCCCCACAGGCAGUUGGCUCAGUUCAAGAACUGAUAGAGGGACUCUCAAGAGACUUACUUCGAGCACCAAACUCACAUAACUCAAAGCCACUUGGUCCACUGCAAACCUUGAUGGAAAGUCUGUCUUCAAACAUGUUUUACUCUCAACGAGAACAGGCAGGGAAGAAAAAAUCAAAAGUUUCUAGUCUAAGGCAGGCAUUGGCAAAAAGACUAUCACCAAAGAGGUUCCGGGCAAAGCUAUCACGGAGACCUGAAGAGUUUGAGCUCUCAGAUUUAGAAGCCUGCAGGAGAAGGUGCCAGCGCAGAUGGGAAGAUAUCUUUAAUCAGCACGAGGAAGAAUUGAGACAAGUUGCAAAUGACAAAGAAGAUGAAUCAUCAGACAAUGAUGAAGUAUUUCAUUCAAUUCAGGCUGAAGUCCAAAUAGAACCAUUGCAGCCAUAUGUUCCAAAUCCUAAAGGAAAUAAAGUCCAAGAGAGAUCUACUUCAGUGCCUUACAAUCAAGAUUGUGCACACUAUGUCAAGUUCUCUUCAAGUGUUCCUCAGCGGUCUGUUUUGGAACAAGCUCAGAAGCCCAUUGACAUCAGACAAAGGAGUUCACAAAAUCCUCAAAAUUGCCCAGCAGUAUCAGAAUCUUCUUCUGAGGAAGAGAGUCCUGUAACCUGGAGGAGGUCCCAGUCAUCACCGCCUUACUCUACUAUUGAUCAGAAGUUGCUGGUUGAUGUCCAUGUUCCAGAUGGAUUUAAAGUAGGAAAAAUAUCACCCCCUGUUUACUUGACAAAUGAAUGGGUAGGCUAUAAUGCACUCUCUGAAAUCUUCCGGAAUGAUUGGUUAACUCCUGCACCUGUCAUUCAGCCACCUGAAGAGGAUGGUGAUUAUGUUGAACUCUAUGAUACUGGUGCUGAUACUGAUGGUGAUGAUGAUGAUUCUAAUGAUGCCUAUGAAGAUACCUAUGACCAUGACAAUGGCAAUGAUGGCUUGGAUAACCAGGUUGGUCAGGUUAAUGAUAUUGGUGAAGACCAUGAUGAUAAUGACAAUGACGAAGCUAUUGAUGACAAAGACAAUAAUCAUGAUGAUGCUCCUUGUUGGCCAAGACCAAGCUAUGGUGAUGGAAGCUACAAGCAAGAUGGUAGAGAUGGAAAUGAUGGUGGAGAAGGGACAUGCAGCAGCUAUGGAAGUCAGAGAGUCAGUAGAAGCCAUGGAGGAAGUGUAGCCAGUGGGGGCAGUGCGGCCAUUGGAGACCAUGAAGAACAUGGAGCCAAUAUAGGCAAUGGAAGAAGAGUCAAGGUAAAUGGAGGUAAGGGAGUCAGUGGAACCAAUGAAGAAAGUGGAGCCUUUGAACUCAGUGAAGGAGAAAAUUACUCAGAGACAGCAGAGACAGAUGGUCAAGGAUUGGAGAGACUGACAUCCCAGGACUUUGAACAUCAACAGGAGGAGCCAGGUGGUAGAAGUGAGGCCUCAAAUGCCAUUGCCUCAGAUGCUGCACCAGCAGCACCUGAUGACAAGAAUGACAGCAUGGAUAUAUUGGAAGCGUCAACACAAUCAGGUUUUUCUGCCAGCCACUCAUCUCCUUCUAAUAGUUCUGGGAGGGCUGCAAAUGCUGACUUUGCCAGUGCCAUCUUGUAUGCUGGGUUAGUGGAAGCACCUGAGAAAUCACCUAAGCCACCAUCUGAAGUCAACGUUAACCCACUAUAUGUGUCUCCUGCAUGUAAAAAACCACUAAUCCACAUGUAUGAAAAGGAAUUCACUUCUGAGAUCUGCUGUGGUUCUUUGUGGGGAGUGAAUUUGCUGUUGGGAACUCGAUCUAAUCUGUAUCUGAUGGACAGAAGUGGAAAGGCAGACAUUACUAAACUGAUAAAGCGAAGACCAUUCCGUCAGAUUCAAGUUGUAGAGCCACUCAAUUUGCUGAUUACCAUCUCUGGCCAUAAGAACAGACUUAGGGUGUAUCAUUUGACCUGGCUGAGGAACAAGAUUUUGAAUGAUGAUCCUGAUAGUAAAAGAAGACAAGAGGAGAUGCUAAAGACAGAAGAAGCCUGCAAAGCUAUUGAUAAACUGACAGGUUGUGAACACUUCAGUGUCCUCCAACAUGAAGAAACAACAUAUAUUGCAAUUGCUUUGAAGUCAUCAAUUCACCUUUAUGCAUGGGCACCAAAGUCCUUCGAUGAAAGUACUGCUAUUAAAGUGUUUCCAACAGUUGGUCAUAAGCCAGUGACAGUUGACCUGGCUAUUGGUUCUGAAAAAAGGCUAAAGAUUUUCUUCAGCUCAGCAGAUGGAUAUCACAUCAUUGAUGCAGAAUCUGAGGUUAUGUCUGAUGUGACCCUGCCAAAUAACCCCCUGGAAAUCAUUAUACCACAGAAUAUCAUCAUUUUACCUGAUUCCUUGGGAAUUGGCAUGAUGCUCACCUUCAAUGCUGAAGCCCUUUCUAUGGAAGCAAAUGAACAACUCUUCAAGAAGAUUCUUGAGGUGUGGAAAAACAUACCAUCUUCAGUAGCUUUUGAGUGUACACAGCGAACCACAGGAUGGGGCCAAAAGGCCAUUGAAGUCCGCUCUUUGCAAUCAAGGGUUCUGGAAAGUGAACUGAAGCGCAGGUCAAUUAAGAAGUUGAGAUUUCUGUGUACCCGAGGUGACAAGCUAUUUUUUACCUCUACCCUGCGCAAUCGCCACAGCCGGGUUUAUUUCAUGACCCUUGGAAAACUUGAGGAGCUCCAAAGCAUUUAUGAUGUUUAAAAGGUUCCAGUGAUUUAUUACAACAUUUACCAACAUCAUAAAUAUGAAAUAUGUAUCUUUAAAUUUCUGAGAUUAAAUGAGCAUUCAGUUUUAUUGUUAGGGAAAAAUUAAAUCAGAUACUUUACUUUUAAUGUAGCACAAAAUAAUUCUAAUGAGAAAUGCAGCUUUAUAUAUAAAAUUAACUAUAGCAAGCUCUGUGUACUCCAAUGGUGUACAAUGUCUUUUGCACAAACUUUGUAACUUUUGUUACUGUGAACUCAAAUGUUACUCUUAGUACAGUUUGGACAGUAUCUAUAUUCAGAUAUUACUACAUGGAGUAAAGAAACCUGUAAUGAGUUAGAUUCCAAGUAGCUUUCAAAAUAAUUGGCCCUGAGUGAGAUUUUUCAGAAAGAAAUAAAAAUAGCAACAAACUAUAUGCAAACUUGCAAAGUCAUAUAAAGAACCAAAAGUUAGAUUAUUAAAUGAAAAUAAUAAGAACUAUGCUACAAACAAGACUAAGGCUGAACAACCUGCAUGCCUAGAGAAAACUACAGUGAUAAAGGGGAAAAGGCCACCCAUUUCCUUACUGUUCCUUGACAGUUAAGCCCCCAGUCAGAGACCAGUUGUGUUUUUUUCAUACCAUAUUCAGCUGGUUUUCUCCUGAUAAGAAGGAAGAAAGUCUUAGAUGCUUGAUGUUCCUCAGAACCCCUGAAGAUGUGCAAUAGCUGUUUGUUUGUUUGUUUGUUUGUUUUUUUAAACCACCAAAUAACAGUUGCAAGCCUGAAUACAGGACUAAACUCCUAUACACAUGUACUGUAGAAUGAGUUGAGGUUUUUUUUUUUAAUACUUUAAAAUAGGCGUCAAAUUCUAACCCCCAAAGACAGAUUGGUUGAUUUAUAAAAAUUCUUAUCUGGCCAAAAGUGGGACCAUCAGACAACAUGGAAUAUUUUCCCAAUCCUAGAUUGAACUACAUAAGAAGUUCCCCUCAGUUAUUAAACAAAAAGAAUAAAAUGCAACAACAAAAAAACUUUGGCUGCUAAUACUUUUUUUUUUCCCAUUUCUAUUUCUGUAAAAUAAGAAAUUAAUCUAAAAGUGACAAGUCCACAUGUAAGGACUUAAUGUUUAGGUAAAAAAAGAAAAAGAAAAAAACAUUUUGAAAAAAAUACAACUUUCAUCAAAUUUAGAGUAGUGACAAUCAUGUUAGUCCAUCACCCAAUAUGUUAUAGACGCCAUAGAUAGGUGGUGUUUGGUCACCUAUGGUAACUGAUACCUGGUGAAAACCAUAAUUUCUACAUAUCCAUCCUCAAUACCAUGGUUAGUUCUGGGGCAAGAAUAAGCAACAGAACUACCACAAAGUAUACCUCAGUAUAAUUCCUCUAGUUCUGCUUCAAGAGUAUGAAGACAGUGCUAGUGGGAUAAUAGUUUUCAAACUACCUGGUUAACCAAAAUAAAAAAGCAGCUGACUAUGUGUGAUUUCGUGAUAGCACAUUAUUUCUUGGUGCCUUGGUGACAAGAAUGAUGAUUUGGAUUUUCCUAACAACUUACAUCAAGAGUGUAGUAGCUCAAAAUGAAUAUUUAGGAGAACCUAAAUCCAUGAAUUACAGAAAUAAAUGUGAUUCACAUCUCUGUUACUGUGACACAAUAAUGUGAUCCUAAAACUGGCUUAUCCUUGAGUGUUUACAACUCGAAUGACUUUUUAAAUGCAGUAGUUUAAAGAGGAAACAAACAUUUAUGUCAAAUUAUUUCCUUAGAAGUAGUCUUCAUUAUUAUAAAUUUGUACACCAAAAAGGCCAUGGGGGAGCUUUGUGCAAGUACCUCAUUGCUGAGCAAAUGGAGCUUGCUAUGUUUGCAUUUCAGAAAAUUCUUUCAUUUAAGUAGCGUGUAGAAUCAAGUCUUUUAAAAAUUCAUUUUUCUUCAUAAUAUUUACUCAAAGUUAAGAUUAGAGAAAUAAGUUUCAUCUUAAAAUCAUAUUUUUAAGGCAGUAAGACAGUAAACUAGUUUAGGAAAUCAACUCCCAUUGUGCUCUGUGGCUGUUAUUCUAGUAAAACAUAGACCAUGGUGAACUGAAUCUACAGAGAUGUACCAAAGUAAACAAACAAGAAAAAUUGCAGACGUGUAGCUGAACUUUAAAGGAUAAGUUGUUAACGAAGAAAGGAGGCUGGCACACAUCACAAAGGGAGAUUGAAAUGUUGGAUAGCCAAAUAGGAUUGAAAAUAUUUAAAGUGGUGUAUAAGUAAUGAAUAUCUCAAAUUUUGAUGUUAUUCCAUAUGGAAUUUGUAUACCCUUUGCCAGCUGAAACAAGAAAGUGAAGGGGCAAUUAAAUUUCAUAGUCCGUGCACAGUAAUGGAAGAAAUUAUAUCUAUACCUCACCUUGUAGAUCAGCACUUGGCAGUCCGAGCUCAUUACAGAAGCAAUGGCGGGGUAAUCCUGGCUAGCCAAUUCUCCUAGCCCUGUGAUUGAAAGCAUGAAAGUUCUAGCAGGUUGUGAGUAGCAUUGGGACAGAAUACAGUUUUAUUUUAGUGUAUUUUAGUUUUUUUCACCAAAGCUCUUGUCCAAAAUAAAAGGCAUUGUUGGAAAUAUUUGAAAACUAAAAAAUGAUGUAUAAAGAGGGCUAACAAGAAAAGCUCUGAGUGAUUAGGUCUGUUGAAGUAAGGGAAGAGCUCAGAGGAAAUAGUAGGAAAGGAUAAUCGUUUAGAUAGUAAAAUAGGCAAAGCAGAAAUCACACAUGUACAUGCACACACAUAUACAUACACACAUGCAAACCAUUAGAAUGCAUAAUUUUAAUAUUUUCAGUGCUACCAGUUUCUAGAUAAAAUAAUCACUGUGUUUUCUGCCAGCACUCAUUUAAUUGAAACAGUAUUCAUAAAACCAGGAAUAAUGCCACAUGCACUCAAUGGGAUCUUUUAAAUACUCUUCAAUUAUUUUUUUAAAUGUGCCUAUUUAAAUCAAUUUGUAUUCGAUAUGUGCUUUAACUUAAAAAAUUAUUGAAAUAAUCUUUGAGACUGCUAAUUGUUUCAUCAGAAAGUCUGCAAUGAACCAUGUUCAACCUCUAAAAAUAAACAUUUUAAAAAUUA
Molecule: messenger RNA, 8001 nt
Organism: Neofelis nebulosa (Clouded leopard)
Lineage: Eukaryota; Metazoa; Chordata; Mammalia; Carnivora; Felidae
Gene: NRK
Product: Nik related kinase
Exons: 28
Coding region: 329-4948 (1539 amino acids)
Biological process (GO): protein phosphorylation
Molecular function (GO): protein kinase activity; ATP binding
Source: RefSeq, a predicted model, not a curated record